This is a messenger RNA of Exserohilum turcica Et28A, 1458 nucleotides long. RefSeq lists its product as uncharacterized. The transcript is spliced from 4 exons. NCBI's taxonomy places the organism in Eukaryota, Fungi, Ascomycota, Dothideomycetes, Pleosporales, Pleosporaceae. Gene Ontology annotation, molecular function: LPPG:FO 2-phospho-L-lactate transferase activity. Bases 1 to 1458 code for a protein of 485 amino acids. The record is from RefSeq and is a predicted model, not a curated record.
AUGACUACCGAGACCUUCCUCACGCCACAUGGCGAUAGCACGGCGCCGCCUGCUUCGCCAACAAUCAACGGCACCCUCAAGGCCAAGGGCAUUGUAGUCUUCUCUGGCGGUAGCGCUGCCAACAACUUGGUAGAUGUGUUCAAGACGCUGAGGGAGGACAAGAAGUGCCCGCUCAGCUAUGUUAUCCCUAUCAGCGAUAACGGUGGCAGCUCAUCGGAGCUGAUACGCGUCUUUGGGGGCCCUGGUAUUGGCGACGUGCGAAGUCGUCUCGUUCGUCUUAUCCCAGAUGAUCCAGAUCACGACGACAGCGAAAAAGCUGCCAUUAAAACAUUCUUCAACCACCGACUGCCCAAAGAACGUUCUUCUGCUCGAGAGGAGUGGCUGCAGAUUGUAGAGGCUGAACAUCCACUAUGGACUAACAUUUCCACAGCGAAGAAAGAGCUAGUGCGAUCGAUGCUGAAUGUUGUCGCCUUUGAGAUUAUCAAGCGCCGGCGCCCUUCAUCCAGUUUUGACUUUUCUGGCGCAAGUAUCGGAAAUUUGUUUUUGACUGGUGCUCGACUCUUCACCGGGUCAUUCGAAUCAGCCAUCUAUCUACUUUCUAGCAUCUGCUCAGUACCCAGCCACACAUCUGUUCUCCCCGCAAUCAACACCAACUUCACGCACCACAUUUCCGUCGGCCUCGCAAAUGGCGAAGUAAUCACUGGCCAAAACUCAAUAUCUCAUCCCUCUAUUUCAACAGCUCUAGUAUUCGGCGGCGCACCCACAGAGAUUGACGAGACAGAGCAUCAUGACCGCAUCGAGGACGCCAACCUACCUGGCUCUCUUCCCUCGCUCCGAAAGCAAUACAUCACCUUUUCCAAAGCCGAUGAAGAGGAAUUACCCGCAAGAAUCGAAAGGCUGUGGUACAUUAACCCCUACGGCCAGGAGAUCCGUCUCUCGGCAAACCCCAUGGUACUCAACUCAUUGAAGGACGCGCAGAGUGUCAUCUACAGCAUUGGCUCUCUCUACACGUCCAUCAUCCCCUCGCUCGUUCUGAAAGGAGUCGGCGAAGCAAUAAGCAACCCCUCAAUUCGCUACAAGAUCCUCAUCCUCAACUCAACCAUUGACCGCGAGACUGGCCCGUCGUCAAACCCGUACUCGGCGCUCGACUUUGUGGCUGCCAUCGCCAAAGCAGGGGAAGAGUCAAAAGGCGUAUUUGGGGCUCCGGAAAAGGCAAAGUACAAGAACUACGUCACGCAUGUGAUUCAUCUGCAAGGUCCGGGGACGCCGGCCGUCGACAAAGACGAGCUCAGACGCAUUGGCAUUGAGGCCAUCCGUGUGUAUGGGCGACGAAACCAGGGCGAGGGCUUCGUGAGGUAUGAUGAGAGGGGCUUGAUCCAGGCGCUGGAGGUUACCAUGGGCAAGAGGGAUCCGAGGGUGCCUAGUAGGCGGAACACGCUAGAGGGGCCGGCGCGAUAA